Globicephala melas (long-finned pilot whale) is the source of this 4095-nucleotide messenger RNA. RefSeq names its product phosphatidylinositol 4-kinase beta (gene PI4KB). NCBI's taxonomy places the organism in Eukaryota, Metazoa, Chordata, Mammalia, Artiodactyla, Delphinidae. Gene Ontology annotation, cellular component: membrane; cytoplasm. Gene Ontology annotation, molecular function: 1-phosphatidylinositol 4-kinase activity. Gene Ontology annotation, biological process: phosphatidylinositol phosphate biosynthetic process; phosphatidylinositol-mediated signaling. The record is from RefSeq and is a predicted model, not a curated record.
GGGUCCUCCUCUGCUUUUUGGCUUCCUCUUCUGUUUAGCUCCGCCCUCUGCCCGGGGAUUCCCCCCUCCCUCACUCUUAUCCCUGUUGCCGCCGUCCCGAAUUAUUUUAAGUCGUCAACCCUUUCCACAUCACGACGCCUUUUAUAAUGUCCAUCCAUGCUGUCUUUCCUCGUUGUCUGUGCUCCAGCCCCGAAUCUUUCCAUGGCCUCUGCCUUUACCCCUUUUCCUAUUUUGUCCCUUUCCUCCGAUGUCUCUAUGCCACCCCAGCACUGGGUUCCCUUUUCCCUGAUCUAAAGAUUGUGGCCCUCUCUUCCUCUGCUGCUUCUGAUUCCGUUACCCCACUGCCACCCACCCACCCAGCUCCUGGCUUCCAAGAAUUGUCUGUUCCCUUCUCCUGAAGGGAUCUAGGCUCUCCCCAUCAUUCCCAAAGUACUACUUACAUUCUCCUUUGACCUUAAGCCUUACCCUUCUUCUCUGGAGUGCUUUAUGAUUCCUGUAACUUUCUUUAACUUCCCUCUACCCUUCCUCAAUUCCCCCAACCUCUGGAGGUUUGUUUCUGUAGAGGAGAGAUCUGACAGUGCCCCUUCCCAUUCAGGAUUUCCAACUUCAACACCUCCCUCGAGUUUCAAGGGUUUUGCUGAUCCUUGUGACACUUGGUUCUGUUUUCCCUAUGGUCUUUACGUGUUCUCUGUCAUACUCUUUACCUUUACAUACCACUUAUUUCUGGAUCAGCUAAACCUUGAGCUAAGAAGAAAAUGUGUUGGGAGGAAGGGGAGCCUCAGCUGUCUCAGGCUUUUCUCUGGACAGUAGGGUGUUUCUGAAGGAUGGAGCAAGUUUAAAAGAAGUUCCUAUCAGAUUACACUUCGUUGGAGGAACGAACAGUCCUGCAUGGAAACUGAAUGAGCCUGGAAGCUCGAAGUCUGGCUGUGGCCAUGGGGGACACGGUAGUGGAGCCUGCCCCGCUGAAGCCAACUUCUGAGCCCACUCCUGGCCCAUCAGGGAACAAUGGGGGCUCCUUGCUAAGUGUCAUCACGGAGGGGGUCGGGGAACUAUCAGUGAUUGACCCUGAGGUGGCCCAGAAGGCCUGCCAGGAGGUGCUGGAGAAAGUCAAGCUUUUGCAUGGAGGCGUGGCCAUCUCUAGCAGAGGCACCCCACUGGAGUUGGUCAAUGGGGAUGGUGUGGACAGUGAGAUCCGUUGCCUGGACGAUCCACCCUCUCAGAUAAGGGAGGAGGAAGAUGAGAUGGGGGCCACAGUGGCCUCGGGCACAGCCAAGGGAGCAAGAAGGCGGCGGCAGAACAACUCAGCUAAACAGUCUUGGCUGCUGAGGCUGUUUGAGUCGAAACUAUUUGACAUCUCCAUGGCCAUUUCAUACCUGUAUAACUCCAAGGAGCCUGGAGUGCAAGCGUACAUCGGCAACCGGCUCUUCUGCUUUCGUAAUGAGGACGUGGACUUCUAUUUGCCCCAGUUGCUUAACAUGUACAUUCACAUGGAUGAGGACGUGGGUGAUGCCAUCAAGCCCUACAUCGUCCACCGUUGCCGCCAGAGCAUUAACUUUUCUCUCCAGUGUGCCCUGUUGCUGGGGGCCUACUCUUCAGACAUGCACAUUUCCACUCAACGACACUCCCGCGGGACCAAGCUCCGGAAGCUAAUCCUCUCAGAUGAGCUGAAGCCAGCUCACCGAAAGAGGGAGCUGCCCUCCUUGAGCCCAGCCCCUGACACAGGGCUGUCUCCCUCUAAAAGGACUCACCAGCGCUCUAAGUCAGAUGCCACCGCCAGCAUAAGUCUCAGCAGCAACCUGAAACGAACAGCCAGCAAUCCUAAAGUGGAGAAUGAGGAUGAGGAGCUCUCCUCCAGCACCGAGAGUAUUGAUAUUUCAUUCAGUUCCCCCGUCAGACUGGCUCCCGAGCGAGAAUUCAUCAAGUCCCUGAUGGCGAUUGGCAAGCGGCUGGCCACGCUCCCCACCAAGGAACAGAAAACACAGCGGCUGAUCUCAGAGCUCUCCCUGCUGAACCAUAAGCUCCCUGCCCGAGUCUGGCUGCCCACUGCUGCCUUUGACCACCACGUGGUCCGCGUGCCCCACACCCAGGCUGUUGUCCUCAACUCUAAGGACAAGGCUCCCUACCUGAUCUAUGUGGAAGUCCUCGAAUGUGAAAACUUCGACACCACCAACGUCCCCGCCCGGAUCCCGGAGAACCGAAUUCGUAGCACCCGGUCUGUAGAGAACCUGCCCGAAUGCGGCAUCACCCACGAGCAGCGGGCAGGCAGCUUCAGCACUGUGCCCAACUAUGACAACGAUGAUGAGGCCUGGUCGGUGGAUGACAUAGGCGAGCUGCAGGUGGAGCUCCCUGAAGUGCACACCAACAGCUGUGACAACAUCUCCCAGUUCUCCGUGGACAGCAUCACCAGCCAGGAGAGCAAGGAGCCUGUGUUCAUUGCAGCAGGCGACAUCCGACGGCGCCUUUCGGAGCAGCUGGCUCACACCCCCACAGCCUUCAAACGAGACCCAGAAGACCCUUCUGCAGUUGCUCUCAAAGAGCCCUGGCAGGAGAAAGUGCGGCGCAUUAGAGAGGGCUCCCCCUAUGGCCAUCUCCCCAACUGGCGGCUCCUGUCAGUCAUUGUCAAGUGUGGGGAUGACCUUCGGCAGGAGCUGCUGGCCUUCCAGGUGUUGAAGCAACUGCAGUCCAUUUGGGAACAGGAGCGAGUCCCCCUGUGGAUCAAGCCAUACAAGAUUCUUGUGAUUUCGGCCGACAGUGGCAUGAUUGAACCAGUGGUCAAUGCUGUGUCUAUCCACCAGGUGAAGAAACAGUCACAGCUCUCCUUGCUCGAUUACUUCCUGCAGGAGCAUGGCAGUUACACUACUGAGGCAUUCCUCAGUGCCCAGCGCAAUUUUGUGCAGAGUUGUGCUGGCUACUGCUUGGUCUGCUACCUGCUGCAAGUCAAGGACAGACACAAUGGGAAUAUCCUGUUGGACGCAGAAGGCCACAUCAUCCACAUCGACUUUGGCUUCAUCCUGUCCAGCUCACCCCGAAACCUGGGCUUUGAGACAUCAGCCUUUAAGCUGACCACAGAGUUUGUAGACGUGAUGGGCGGCCUGGAUGGCGACAUGUUCAACUACUACAAGAUGCUGAUGCUGCAGGGGCUGAUUGCUGCUCGGAAACACAUGGAUAAGGUGGUGCAGAUCGUGGAGAUCAUGCAGCAAGGUUCUCAGCUUCCUUGCUUCCAUGGCUCCAGUACCAUCCGCAACCUCAAGGAGAGGUUCCACAUGAGCAUGACUGAGGAGCAGCUCCAGCUGCUGGUGGAACAGAUGGUGGACGGCAGCAUGCGGUCUAUCACCACCAAACUCUACGAUGGCUUCCAGUACCUCACCAACGGCAUCAUGUGACAUCCUCCUUCUCAGGCCCCGGAGCAGUGGGGGAUUCAGGGGACCCUCCCUGGGAAGGCCCUUAUCAGAGAAACCCUAAACCAGGAAGCCCCACCCACCCAGCCAUCCACCAAGGGAAAUGGAAGGCAAGAAAUACAGAGGAUCAUGUGGUAACUGUAGAGCUUGCCGGGGGGUUGGGAGAACCAGCCGUGGGGUCCAAACUUGCUGGGGCUUCCCUGCCACCCCCCACCAGCUGUGUCAGUAUUACCACCUGACAGACUCCAGGGCUCACUGCUCUCCAGAGAACAGAAGUGAUAAAUGUGAGGGACACUGGGGCCUUUCUUCUCCUCACUAGGGUUCGAGAGGUUCUUUCCGCAGGCCAUCCUCUUAAUGUGUCCUGGGUCCCAGGAAGGAGAAAAGAGUAGGUUCUUGGUACUAAGGACUUGAUCCUGUGGUUGGCCUUUGGCCAUGCUGCUGCCCAACUCUGUCACCUCCCAGGGACUGACCCCUAGCCCGAGUUCCCCUUGGUAGGUGGGCUUUGGCAUAGGGUCCUGCACUUGCUGAGGUUCCCCAUCCCAGGAGUGAGGAAGGGAAGAAUCACAGCCCCUCCAGUCUGAGGGUAUUGGCCUAGCUGUGGGGAAUUCCUUGCCCUUAUCCUUUCCCCACACCCAGGGAAAUAGCUCUCAAUUUUUUAUUUUUAAUUUUUGUUUGAAAUAAAGUCCUUAGUUAGCCA